AUUAUGUCGGAAUAUUUUAGAAAAUAUAUUAAAAAAGAACAUUACUCAAAUCAUUAGUAAUAAUAAUGACCUAAGCUUUUAGUUCUAAUUUAAAAUUUAAAACUUCAUUUAGAAAUUGUAUUUUAGAAGUAAGCAUUCAUCAAUAAUAUAAGGCAUUAAAAAGAAGGCAAUGGAAGGAAGUUGAAGGAGAUGAUUGGGACAUAAUGUGGGCUGAAAAAGAAUGGAUUCAUGAAGUUAUGGAUCAUACUCAUUUGCAGCCUAAUCAAAAAAUUAAUCAUUUUAGAAAUCAUUACGAAGUAUAUUUAAAAAUACAAUAAAAGCUUACGAGAAAGGAUUUAAUGAUUAAGAAUUUAAAAAGAUUUAAAAGAAACUUAGAAAGAGAAAAUAAAAUGGAAGAAGCCAAUAAGUAAUAUAAUUUAUUUAUAUUUUAAGUUAUAAUUUCUUUCCUCAAACAUUUCAUCUACCAAGUGAAUAUCCAAUAUUUUGUGAAGAAUUUAAAAGAUAAUCUUAGAAUGGUGAAUCAAAAACUCCAUGGAUUAUGAAACCUGUAUUUUAAAAUAAUUAAAUUAGAUUGGUAAAUCCUAAGGUAAAGGAAUAUUUAUAUUUAAUAAAAUCUAAUCAAUAUCUCAAUGGAAAAAUACACUUCGUUUUAAUUAAGAAGCAUAAUAAGCAGAGUCUUAUAUUGUUUAAAAAUAUAUAGCUGAUCCUCUUUUAAUAGGAGGAAAGAAAUUUGAUAUGAGAAUAUAUUUACUUUGUACUUCUUAUUAGCCAUUAACUUUAUAUUUAUAUAGAACAGGAUUUGCAAGAUUUACCCAUCAUCGUUAUGAUAAUGAAGAUAUAUCGAAUACAUGUAUAUAUUUUAUAAUUAUUCAGAUGUUCAUUUAACUAAUGUUGCUAUUUAAAAAACAUCAGAUAAUUAUGAUGAAAAGUUAGGAGGUAAAUGGAAUCUAUAAACUUUAAAAUUGUUUUUGAUGACUAAAUUUGGAUAAGAAAAAGUUGCUGAAACAUUCUAUAAUAUCUAAAUGCUCAUGAUAAGAUCUCUGUAGGCAGUUUAAAAAAUUAUAAUAAAUGACAAACAUUGUUUUGAAUUAUAUGGAUUUGAUAUAUUGCUUGAUGCAUCAUUAAAACCAUGGCUUUUAGAAGUUAAUGCCAGGUAUUUAAAAUAUAUCUAACAACUGUAGUCCAUCAAUGACAUCUAAUACUCCUAUUGAUUUUGAAUUAAAAUGCGGACUUUUGGAUGAUGUUUUUACUAUAAUUGAUUUGGAAAAGGUUUUAACUGGAAAUGAAGAAUAAAUUGGAGGAUUUGACUUAGUUUGUAAAGGAAAUCCUAUUAAAUUACCUCUUAAUAGCACCUUUACUACAUAUCUAGGUUCAUUUAAUAAUAGAUAAUAAUAAUUAAAAAAAAUUGCCAAAUCAACUGCUUUAAGAUUAGCAUAAACAUAUCAAGAAAUUUAAACUAAAUCUGUUGGUGAUGGUUCAAAAAAUUAAAAAGAAAAAGAGGAAAAAGAAAAAUAGUAAUAGAGAAGUACAUCAAAAGGUCCUCAAUCUAUGCAAGUAUUUUUGCAAUAUUAUUUUAGAAUGGAAUUAAUAAUAAAAUAGGUAUGUAGCCGAAAUAAAAUUCUAUAAUUAAAAGAAAUGGUACUAAUUUACCAGCUUUAGGUACUUUAUAAUAUAAAACAAAUGUUAAAAGAUAACCUUUAUAGAAUGCAGUCUAAGUAUAACCAGCCUAAAUACAACAAAUAAAUUCUAAUAAGAAGUAUAUAAAUUUAUAAUCAUAGAAUAAAUGAAGAAUAAACUUUGACUCCAAAUUAAAAACUUUAACAACUUACAAUAGACAAUAAAUUAUCCACUUUCUAACCUUAUAAAUAGUAAUCACAAUAUAAUGAUGUUAUGGGUAUGAGCAAUAGAAACUUACAAAGAAAUGAAGAAUGA
Molecule: messenger RNA, 1932 nt
Organism: Paramecium sonneborni
Lineage: Eukaryota; Ciliophora; Oligohymenophorea; Peniculida; Parameciidae
Source: the annotation of a GenBank genome assembly